This is a messenger RNA of Populus trichocarpa (black cottonwood), 1300 nucleotides long. Its product is annotated as soluble inorganic pyrophosphatase 6, chloroplastic. Bases 125 to 1015 code for a protein of 296 amino acids. The record is from RefSeq and is a predicted model, not a curated record. Gene Ontology annotation, biological process: phosphate-containing compound metabolic process. Gene Ontology annotation, molecular function: inorganic diphosphate phosphatase activity; magnesium ion binding. NCBI's taxonomy places the organism in Eukaryota, Viridiplantae, Streptophyta, Magnoliopsida, Malpighiales, Salicaceae. The transcript has 6 exons. Gene Ontology annotation, cellular component: cytoplasm.
CAAUCUGUGGCUCAAAAACUUGAAAAAUCGCCACCUUUUAAGCGAGAGCCCUGAAGCCACAAGAAGUACUCUCUCAGUGAAUUUAACCAAGAAAAGGGUGGUAUCAGCGAAUCUAGCAGCAGAAAUGGCGACUGCAAGAAUGAUGUCAGCUGCAAGCAACACAUCAGCAUCCUGUUUGCCCCAUAAAAGACCAUUCUUCAGUUUAAGUCAAAAAGUUCCCAACUUUAACAGCCUCUGCUUCAACAACACCACCAAAAGAGUUUCAAAGAGGUUGUUUUCUUGCAAGUCUAUUUACAACCCUGAUGUUCGAAUCAAGGAAGAAGGCCAGCCUGAGACCCUUGAUUACCGAGUCUACUUCCUUGACAGUUCUGACAAAAAGGUUUCGCCCUGGCAUGGCAUACCACUGCACUUGGGAGACGGGGCUUUCAACUAUGUUGUUGAAAUUCCAAAAGAAUCAAGUGCAAAGAUGGAGGUUGCUACCGAUGAGCAAUUCACUCCCAUUAAGCAAGAUACUAAAAAGGGGAAACUAAGAUACUAUCCCUACAAUAUAAACUGGAACUAUGGAUUGCUUCCACAAACAUGGGAAGACCCAUCUCUUGCAAACGCUGAAGUUGAAGGAGCAUUCGGAGAUAAUGAUCCUGUUGAUGUCGUUGAGAUUGGUGAAAGACGGGGAAAAAUUGGUGAAAUUCUUAAGAUCAAGCCCUUGGCUGCCUUGGCCAUGAUUGAUGAAGGGGAACUUGACUGGAAAAUUGUUGCAAUCUCUUUGGAUGAUCCACGAGCAUCUCUUGUAAAUGAUAUUGAUGAUGUAGAGAAACAUUUCCCUGGCACUCUCACUGCAAUCAGGGAUUGGUUCAGAGACUAUAAGAUCCCUGAUGGGAAACCUGCCAACAAGUUUGGUCUUGGCAACAAGGCAGCAAACAAGGACUAUGCUCUCAAGGUCAUCAUGGAGACCAAUGAAUCUUGGGCUAAACUCGUCAAGAGAUCUGUCCCUGCUGGAGAGCUCUCUCUUGUAUAAAAGCCACUGGUAGACUAGAGUCGGAGCUGAAAGUAUUGUUAUUGAGAUGGAGCUGAAAGUCGUAUUGUUUUUGGCUUUACUUGCCAGGAUUUUACCUUCUGGCAAGCAAGCCCCGCGUUGUCUUGCACAUUGACGAUAUCAAUGACAUUUUUUCCUCGGUAAUGAGUUUGAAUAAGCCGUUGUUCCUGUGUUUCUUUGUGAGAUUCAGAAUACAUUUCUGCUACUUGUGAAUGGGUGGUGUAAGCCAAGGCUUUAUAAUGAAGUAAGAACUUCACAUUCCUGUUA